GUGCAUUUUUCUUUCAAGUUUUCAGAUGGGCCGAUUCUGAUUCUCACUGUCAUCUCCACUCACCCACGGACUUCACAAAUUUUUAUAUUCUUUUUCAUGUGCCUUUUUGGAUCAUGUAAUUAUACGCCUCGCUUCAAUCAUCUCUCGUAUCGUAACUUGUAUAAUAUAGGGCUUUAACGAAGUGCAAUUGUUCAGAGAGAUAGUCAGAAGUCUCUGCUUUACAAUUGAAGAAUGAAUCUGAACCUUCUUUGAAACAGGAAUGGUUCUCUGAUUCAAGAAGAGGCGGAGCACUUAAAGAAACAAUUAAAGGUUUAAACCGUCAAGCCCGAGUGUAAAUAACAAGAAAAAUGGGAUCUUUUAAAGGUCAUGCUCUACCAGGAACUCUUUUUCUUUUAGUUGGUGUGUGGCACAUAUGGAGCUCUGUGGUUCGAUAUGUAUCAUAUCCCAAGUCAUUUCGGGUCCGGGUUUGGAACCCAGUUCCUGGUUUUGAUGGGAAGCUCAAAUAUUUGGAACUUUAUGUGGUAGCAAUUGGUGCUUUUCUUGAUAUGUGUAUUGAGCUUCUGUACUCAACCCAUCUGAAGUUUUUGGUCAAUGGUGUCUUGAACCGGCAUCACAUGAACGAUUUUGAACAUUCUGGGAUGCUUCUUAUGUUCUUUAUCUUCGGUGUUAUUUGUUUGCUCUCUGAGAAAACGAGCUUUCUUCCCUUGCCUGAAGGAUCCCUUGGUUUGAUUGCUGCCACAGCAUUCUGUGCAGAGUAUCUACUAUUUUAUUUUCAUUCAACAAGUCAUAAAGGCCUUGAGGGGUAUUAUCAUCUCCUUCUUGUCCUCUUGGUAGGGCUUUGCAUUUUAACGAGUGUUGCUGGAGCUAUCUUCCCAACCAGCUUUCCUAUUGAUCUAUGUAGCGGCAUUGCUAUAACUCUCCAAGGCCUCUGGUUCUAUCAGACUGCCUUCACUCUCUAUGGUCCCAUGAUGCCAGAAGGCUGUGGACUCAACGGAAAUAUGAUUUCUUGUCACUCCAGAGACAGCGAAAUUCGAGGUGAGUUUUUCGCUAACUUCCAGCUCUUUUCCUUGGUAUUGGGAGUUCUUGUCGGAGUUGUGGCGGCAUAUGUUUUUGCAGCCUCAAGAUAUGAGAGUUCUGAAUCUGAUAUUCAGAGCUUACAAGUGGUCCGGGAUGGGUCAAGAUUAAAUUAAGGGUAUUCUAUCUUUCCGUGUAAUCUGUUUAGGUAGAUAUAAACUGGAGAUUCAUAGUUUCAUUUGAGUUAGUAGCUCUUUCAGAGUUGAUAUAAAUUUACUGUUUAGUGCAUAAUAUAACACACUGAUUAACUUUUGAAGCAUGUAUAAUAAUGCAGUCUGGAUAGACUGUUAAACCAAAAUUUGUAAUGAUAACAGAUGUUAAUGUAAUUUGGGACAUCUCAUUCUACCA
Messenger RNA from Mangifera indica (mango), 1422 nucleotides. RefSeq names its product transmembrane protein 45B-like. Bases 348 to 1190 code for a protein of 280 amino acids. The record is from RefSeq and is a predicted model, not a curated record. NCBI's taxonomy places the organism in Eukaryota, Viridiplantae, Streptophyta, Magnoliopsida, Sapindales, Anacardiaceae. The transcript has 3 exons.